AUGGCUACUGUCUUGUUGUCACAACAUUCCUCCAAUCCACUCGAAGUAGGCUCCUCCGACUCUCGCAAUAAGGCCUAUCUUCGACAGUUGAAACGCGCUAAGAAGGCUGUCGGCGACGAGCCCACCUCCGACGAUCCCCUCAACGACUACAAUGUUCCCGAAAUGGAGCAGUACCACUCCCAUAUAUCCAGGCUAUACCCAAACGCGUCUCUUCUCCGCCACUCGAAGCCUUCCACUCCCGCCGCCCCCGCCCCCGCUCCCUCUCACCCAGACCUCGACAAAGACAUGAGUGACGACGAGUUUGCCGACGAGAUGUUCCAGGACGAAGAGCACGACAUGGAUGGGCACGAAGCAGAGGAUGAAGCGCAGGACGGCGACGAGGAGGACGAGGGCGAGGACGAUGAGGAUGAUGAUGAAGAAGAGGAACAGGACGACGACGACGACGACGCGGACGCGCAGGGCGAGACGGACGAGGAGAUGACUAUAUUCCUCAAGCCCGCGGACGAGCAGGACGAGAUCGAGGAGGAGAUCGCGGACCUCGAGGCCGCCGUGCCACAGCUCACGCCGGACUACAAGGUCGUCGACCGCCUCGGGACGGGCACCUUCUCCUCCGUGUACAAGGCGAUUGACCUCGGUUACCACAACAAGUGGGACAACUCCCCGUGGCACGGCUUCCACGCGCCCGCGUCCUCCGCGCACUACCAGUCCGUCCCGCACCCGCCAGAGAGCAAAGUAUUUGUUGCGGUGAAGCGCAUAUAUGUCACGAGUGGUCCCGAGCGGAUACGGAAUGAAAUUUCUAUCAUGGAAGACUGCAGAGGCUGUAGACACGUAUCACAACUCAUUACGGCGUUCCGGGAGCGCGACCAAGUCGUCGCAAUCAUGCCGUACCACCGCAACGAAGACUUCCGGGAUUACUACCACUUCCUGCCAAUGGAGGGGAUAAAGGCGUAUUUCCGCUGCAUGUUUCGCGCUCUGCGCGAUAUCCACUCUCGGGGGAUCAUCCACCGAGACGUGAAGCCAGCCAACUUCCUCUUCGACCCCCGCACAGGUACCGGCACGCUCUGCGACUUCGGGCUCGCAUGCCGCAUGGAACGCGGGCCGACACUUGGUGCGUGCCUGCACACCGCGCCGAGUCGCGAGCACCCGCAUGGUCGCGUCCGCCAGCGGGAGGAGUACGACAUCGAGUAUAUCAAACGCAUGCAGAAGGAAGGCCGGAUGAAGAGCGCGAUGGCCUCUGACAAAGUUGGGUACCCGGAGAAGGAUAAUCGGCCACACUCGAAGGCAAAUCGCGCGGGAACGCGCGGCUUUCGUGCCCCCGAGGUAUUGUUCAAGUGUGGGGAACAAUCGGGCGCUAUCGACGUCUGGUCCGCCGGCACGAUCCUCCUGUUCUUUCUCACUGGGAAGUUCCCGCUCUUUCACUCGAACGACGACAUCGAAGCGCUGAUGGAAAUCGCGACGAUUAUUGGAAAGAGGCGCAUGGAGAAAGUUGCAACGCUGCACAGCCGUGUCUUCCAGUCGAACGUACCCUCAAUCACGCAAGACGGCAUCAGCUGGCACGACUUCGUCCUGCACCAAAACCCCGAACUGCACGAGCCCCCGACCCCUGACUCGCGUUUCUACCCCUACACCACCAGCGAGCACGCGCACUCCGGCAGGCCCCCAACUUCCUCCUCUUCCCCCCCACGCCACUCUUCGCGAUCCUCCACACCCGGCGUGCGCGCGCCCACAGCGGAGGCGCACGCCGCAGACGUCGACGCCGCGCUCGACCUCGCCGCACAGCUGCUCGAGCCCGAGGCGACGCGCCGCCUCACACCGCGCCGCGCGCUCGCACACCCGUUCCUGCGCGCGCCGGACGCGCCCGGGGACGACGAGUUCUUCCCGCAUCCGUUCGGUGAGGGCGUCUGCGGUCAGUGGCACUUCGUCGACGAGGUCACGGAUGAGCUGUGUGUCCGUGUGCGCGUGCCUGACGAGGAGAUGGAGGUUCGGAGGGUGGUCGCUGGGGAAGCCAUCGCGAUCGGGCGGCAGCCGUGCGAGUUUCAUCGUGCUGAAGAUGGUUAUGAAUAUUCAUGA
This is a messenger RNA of Sparassis crispa, 2070 nucleotides long. RefSeq names its product Cell cycle serine/threonine-protein kinase hsk1. Gene Ontology annotation, cellular component: nucleus. Bases 1 to 2070 code for a protein of 689 amino acids. Gene Ontology annotation, molecular function: ATP binding; protein serine/threonine kinase activity. NCBI's taxonomy places the organism in Eukaryota, Fungi, Basidiomycota, Agaricomycetes, Polyporales, Sparassidaceae. Gene Ontology annotation, biological process: protein phosphorylation; mitotic DNA damage checkpoint signaling. The transcript has 6 exons. The record is from RefSeq and is a predicted model, not a curated record.